This is a messenger RNA of Odocoileus virginianus texanus, 1514 nucleotides long. RefSeq names its product chromosome 2 C9orf78 homolog (gene C2H9orf78). Gene Ontology annotation, cellular component: spliceosomal complex. The record is from RefSeq and is a predicted model, not a curated record. Gene Ontology annotation, biological process: mRNA splicing, via spliceosome. NCBI's taxonomy places the organism in Eukaryota, Metazoa, Chordata, Mammalia, Artiodactyla, Cervidae.
GCCGCGCGCCGGAAGUAGCCCAGAUCUCGGCGCUGGGGCUCCGCGACUCUAGACCGAGGGGCCGGUGCGACUAUGCCGGUCACCGGGAAGACUUUCCGCCGGCGCCGCGCCGACUCGGAGUCGGAGGAAGAUGAGCAGGACUCAGAGGAGGUUCGAUUAAAACUGGAAGAGACCCGAGAGGUGCAGAACUUGAGGAAGAGGCCCAACGGGGUGAGUGCUGUUGCCCUGCUGGUGGGAGAGAAGGUACAAGAAGAGACCACUCUAGUGGAUGAUCCCUUUCAGAUGAAGACAGGCGGGAUGGUGGACAUGAAGAAACUAAAGGAAAGGGGCAAAGAUAAGAUCAGCGAAGAGGAAGACCUCCAUCUGGGGACAUCAUUUUCCGCAGAAACCAACCGAAGGGACGAGGAUGCUGACAUGAUGAAGUACAUUGAGACAGAGCUGAAGAAGCGGAAAGGGAUCGUGGAACAUGAGGAACAGAAAGUCAAGCCAAAGAAUGCAGAGGAUUGCCUUUAUGAGCUGCCGGAAAACAUCCGGGUUUCCUCGGCAAAGAAGACGGAGGAGAUGCUGUCCAACCAGAUGCUAAGCGGCAUCCCCGAGGUGGACCUCGGCAUCGAUGCGAAAAUAAAAAACAUCAUUUCCACGGAGGACGCGAAGGCCCGUCUGCUGGCUGAGCAGCAGAACAAGAAGAAAGACAGCGAGACCUCGUUCGUGCCCACCAACAUGGCGGUGAACUACGUGCAGCACAACCGCUUUUACCACGAGGAGCUCAACGCUCCCAUACGGAGAAACAAAGAGGAGCCCAAAGCCCGACCCUUGCGAGUGGGGGACACAGAGAAGCCGGAGCCUGAGCGGUCCCCUCCCAACCGCAAGCGUCCUGCCAAUGAGAAGGCCACGGAUGAUUAUCAUUACGAGAAGUUCAAGAAGAUGAACAGGCGGUACUGAGGGAGGCUAAAUGGGGAGAGGUGCAGCGUGGGAUAUAAAUACUGUUGUCCACUCCCUUUAUCCCCAUGAUAAAAGAUUUCCUGGACAGAAGCCUGCUCAUUGGCUAGCAGAUGGCUCCCAAAACAGACUCUGUCAGUCCUGCUGCUUACCUGUGGGAUUUUCAGGCAUUGAAUUUGUAACCUUUUGAAACAAUGUGUAGUUUUCCUAUUUAGGGGCAAACUAGUCUUGUGAGCAUUAUUAAAUCUUGUUUGUAAAUAUGUUGACUUUCUCUUAGUAUUUGCCCUGGGUCAGGAGGAAACAGCUCUGUGUUUCAGAGUGAUAUAAUAUCCUUUUGAUUGGGCUUUUAUUAUAAUAUAUGCAGUCAUUGUCUCUUGCUUUCAAAUAUCUAUAGUGAGAUUCAGAAAUGCUUCCUUCACUGUUUACAGUGGAUCCAGCUGAAAGUAGAAAAAUCUAGACGAUCAAAGGAACACUAGUAUUUUCUGACUUUUACAGUUAUGUUUCUUUUCAUUAAAGAAACAAAAAGUAAUUCCUAUCAUUUUAAGCAUUUAAAUAAUAAACAUGAAAUGGACCCA